Molecule: messenger RNA, 1029 nt
Organism: Humulus lupulus (European hop)
Lineage: Eukaryota; Viridiplantae; Streptophyta; Magnoliopsida; Rosales; Cannabaceae
Exons: 2
Coding region: 1-1029 (342 amino acids)
Source: RefSeq, a predicted model, not a curated record
AUGAGUAAGAAUUGGGCUCGGGUAGUGGAAGAAGAGAUGGAUGCUAAUGAAGGUCAGGAAACUCUCCAGGAUUCAGCACGAAAGCAUUGGAAUUCAUUUGCGAAGGAAAAUAGGUUUGCUCGUGACCCCCAUCUUACAUAUCAGGAACCUCUGAUUAAGAAUGGCAUUAAGAUUGCUCAAGUCGACCCUGAGGAGGUGAAGAUCCAAGCUGCAAACUGGAGCUCUGCUGUAAUCUGUAUGGUACUUGGUGCGAACCCUCCAAUGGCAGUGUUUGAGGGAUAUAUUAAGCGGGGCCAUCUUGGGAUUGUGCAGAUAGCACGUAUGACCAUGGGAUUAACAAUGGUGAAAUUUAAUGAUGAGGCGACUAGAGAUCUGGUUUUAGAGAAUGGUGUUCUUCAGUUUGAUAGAAAACCAGUUAUAGUCAGACCGUGGUCUUCAGAUCUAGAUGCGGUGAAGUUAAUCCGAUAUGUUCCAUUAUGGAUUCGACUUCAUGAUCUAGGUCUUCAAUACUGGGGGAACAAAUGCCUAAGUGCAUUGGUUAGUACUGUUGGGAAGCCUAUAAUGGUGGAUCAGUAUACAAGGGAUCGCUCUAGGAUUCAAUUUGCUAGGAUUCUGGUUGAGAUGGAUAUAACGGAUGCACCACCAAGAAUGAUUCAAUUUCUAAAUGAAAAUGGUCAGUUGGUGGAGCAGGGGAUAGAUUACGAAUGGUUACCUGUGAAAUGUAAAACAUGUUUGGGUUAUGGCCACAUUAUGGCAGACUGUAGGAAAGGGGAAGUUGAGAAGAAAGUGAGGAAUAUAGAGAGGAAGGCUCCUAUGACUAAACCAGAGGAACGCUCUCAGAAUCCUCCCAUUUCGAUUCCUGUUUCCUCUAAGAUGCAACCAUCUGGUUCAGGUUCUACAACAGAUCAUGACCAAGAUGCUAGGCAUAGGUCAGUGAACGUUUUCAGUAUUUUGCAGGAAAAGGAGGGAUAUGUGGAAGAGGCGGUAGAAUGUAGAGAAACAAAGGGUUCUGGUUUAUCUUCUACCUAA